AUGGUUGCAUUGAAGGCCAAUGUUAGGAGUCCUGUAACUCGGUGGGCAUCUAUUGCUUUUGGUGCUGGAGUUGGAAUCGGAUCUGCAUAUGCAGAAUGUUCUCGUCUAUUUGAUGGAUCUCCAACAAAAUUACCCUUACAUAAUGUCUCCGAAACUGCUUCUCAGUGUGAUGACUCCACGUGGUUUCGUUGUUGCCUCCGAGGUCGAGAUCAGGCCGUCCUUGAUCAAGAUCUGAGCGUCUGUGUCAGAGAUCAUUGCUCGCGCAUUGUUGCUUGUGUUCACGCCGCGUUGUGA
Messenger RNA from Sphenostylis stenocarpa, 294 nucleotides. Lineage: Eukaryota; Viridiplantae; Streptophyta; Magnoliopsida; Fabales; Fabaceae. The record is from the annotation of a GenBank genome assembly.